Dermacentor andersoni is the source of this 1863-nucleotide messenger RNA. Lineage: Eukaryota; Metazoa; Arthropoda; Arachnida; Ixodida; Ixodidae. The record is from RefSeq and is a predicted model, not a curated record.
GAUACAAACUCAAACAUGAAGCUGCCAGCCGUCCUUGUGAUCGUGGUAUUCAGCACCUCCGUUCCCGCGUCGGGAUUCAUAAUGAAGAAAAUAAAGUUUCAGCACUUCGGACCUGGCAUGGGACGUAUGAUACAGAUGGGGGGAGGGGGAGCGGGAGCAGGCUCUUCCGAACCAGUUGACUUUGAGGGAGAGUUCACACCAGAGAUGCGGAAGCUGCAGCGCCAGGUUCUGAGGAGUCACAACCGCUACAGGCGUCGGCACGGAGUUCACACUCUGAAACAAGAUCCUGAGUUGGAUCGCUACGCUCAAGCCUGGGCCCUGGUGAUGGCGCAGAGGGACCGCAUGCAGCACAGGACCAACGCGUUGCACGGAGAGAACCUCUACAUGUGGUGGAGCAGCAACUUGGAGGCACCCAUCACGGGGAGCCAAGCCGUGAAAUCGUGGUACGACGAGAUCAAGCUCUACGACUUCGACAACCCCGGCUUCAGGUCCGGCACGGGUCACUUCACGCAGCUGGUGUGGAAGGACUCUCGACGCUUGGGCACGGGCAUCGCCCGCGGCCCGAAGGGCACCGUGUACAUCGUUUCUGUCUACGAUCCGCGUGGAAACAUGAUGGGCCAGUUCGGGGAGCAAGUUCCUCGGCCAGUGUCUGGCGGAGGCGAGAAACGACGUCGCCGCAAGGACGAGGAAGACGAGGACGACGAUCAAAGCAGAUGCGCGAGCAGGAGGAAAAAAACUGGUUUCGGGCUCGGGGUUCUGUGUCUCUUAGGCUUGAGCACUUGUACAUCGGUGUGUGCGGCGAGCGGUUGUGGUAGUCGGAUCGAAUUUCCCACGGGGUGGGAAAUUAGGGGCUCAAACAUGAAGCUGGUUGCCGUUUUAGUGAUCGCGAUCUUCAGCGCCUCCAUGCCCGCAUCAGGUUUCAUGAUGAUGCAGCACUUCAACAUGGGACCACCCGGCAAGGGCGGAAGGGGUGCAAUGGGUGGAAUGGGUGGCGGAGGUCCUUUCGAGCCGACUGACUUCGAUGGCGUCUUCACGCGGUCCAUGCGGAAGCUACAGAGACAAGUGCUCAGGAGUCACAACCACUACAGGCGUCUGCACGGUGUACACACUCUCAAGGAGGACGAGGAGUUGAAUCGCUACGCCCAAGCCUGGGCCUUGGUGCUUGCCCAGAGGGACCGCAUGGAGCACAGGACCAAGCCGAUACACGGAGAAAACCUCUACAUGUGGUGGAGCAGCAACUUGGAGGCACCCAUAACGGGAAGCAUGGCCGUGAAGGCGUGGUACGACGAGAUCAAGGACUACGACUACAACAACCCGACCUUCAAGUCCGGCACGGGUCAUUUCACGCAGCUCGUGUGGAAGAACUGUCGUCGCCUGGGCACGGGCAUCGCCCGCGGCCGGAAAGGCACCAUCUACAUAGUGUCCGUCUAUGAUCCGCGAGGAAACAUCAUGGGCCAGUUCGGCAGCCAAGUCACGCGGCCCAACGCCGGCGGCGGCGGCAGUAAAGGCGGCCACAAGAAAGGAAGGCGCCAGCAGCAGCAGGACGACUACUGAACGAGGAACGACGCCAACGUGCCGCCGGGCCAGGGGGGGUAUACUGUAGCAGUCAUUUCGGCCGCUGCUGAUUGGCCGGGGCCGCUCGUCUCCUCCUCUCUCGCACAGCUGCACCCAAUCAGCAGUGGCCGAAAUGGACAGUCCACUAGGUGGACUCCCACAGAAUACCGCCCCAGAGCUAGAAAGUGCACGGUAACGGCGAUCGACGUCGAUGGAGCCUCUAUUGUGGCUCCACUUUACGACGUUCGUUCUCCACAAACAAAUCUCGCUCGCGCAACGAGGAAAAAAAAAUAUAUGUAUAAAACUAAA